Molecule: messenger RNA, 1290 nt
Organism: Musa acuminata AAA Group (dessert banana)
Lineage: Eukaryota; Viridiplantae; Streptophyta; Magnoliopsida; Zingiberales; Musaceae
Product: transcription factor MYB30-like
Exons: 3
Coding region: 10-816 (268 amino acids)
Source: RefSeq, a predicted model, not a curated record
UUGGUUGUGAUGGAAAGCAAGAGAGAGGAGAAGAGAGGCAAGAGUGGUAACUUCUCCGAGAUGGUGAGAGCUCCUUGCUGUGAGAAGAUGGGUCUGAAGAAGGGGCCAUGGACAGCAGAAGAAGACCAGGUUCUGGUUGCCUACAUACAGCAGCAUGGUCAUGAGAACUGGCGCGCUCUCCCCAAACGAGCAGGGCUGCUGAGGUGUGGGAAGAGUUGCAGGCUUCGGUGGACGAACUAUCUCCGUCCUGAUAUCAAGAGAGGGAACUUUACCAAGGAAGAAGAGGAGGCCAUCAUCAAAUUGCAUGAAAUGCUUGGCAAUAGAUGGUCAGCAAUCGCAGCGAGGCUGCCUGGAAGAACAGACAAUGAGAUCAAGAAUGUGUGGCACACCCACCUGAAGAAACGAGUCAAACCGAAUCAGACAGUCCAAGAAUCCAAGCGAAGGAGCCGAAGUGAUGUAGAAGCAACACGGUCAGGUGCUAAAGCCAUCGACUUUCAAGCAUUUCAAGCUGCAACGCGACCAAAAUUAGAGAGCCCAACUCCUCUUCCUGUGUCCCUAGAACAGUCCUACAGCGAGAUCUCAUCCUCUGUCACCAUUUCGUCUAAUAAUAAGAGGGGAGAAACUAACAGUACAGGGAUUAAGGAGGAAGUUGUGGUUUCUUCAGCUCAUCAAUUCUCAGACAUCGAUCAGAACUUCUGGUUGGAUGAUUCCUUCGCGUCAUUCUGCUCAUCCAGUAACAAAGAUGAUGAUGGAAUAGACUUUUGGUUGCAGGUGUUCAUGGAAGCUGGACACCUCGAGGAAUUGCCUGAGAUCUGAAAUCACAGGAAUUUCACACUUUUCAUUUACAUUUUCUACUGAUGUAAGGUUAGGACCUGAAAACAGAGAUAUUUUGUAGAUAAUUUCUUUUGUCAUUUACCACAGGGAGAGACUCAAGAUAGUAUAAUCAUGACAGACUACAGAUGAAAGAGAUCAACAUUUUUAAGGGAUCUUUGAACAAGUGCAAUUUAAUCCAGAGGUCAUUGCUUUUGCCAUCUAACAAUUCUGCCUGUGGUGUGCCUGUGAUAUUGCCAGUGUAAAUUGUGGAAAUGAUUGCUCAUUUGUGUUUCACUGAAACCAUAAAAUUUAAUGUUUGUAGAAAGAUUGUAUUAGCAGAAAAUUUAUUGAGCUACCAUCCCCAGUAGUUUUCCUGCAAAAUAAGAACAGUGAGAUGGUAAAUGUAAAUAUAAUUUCAGCUUGUUAAUUACUUUGAUUCCAAGUAAUUAUCUUGGCAAUUAUGAUGUCAUUUAAGGA